CAGCUAAAUAAAGCCCGCGGUUCCUUCAAUGAAACAUAUUUUCAAGUCUGGACGAAUAUAUUUUGAUUCCUCAUAUGGUAAGACGGAUAAUUCGUUGCUCAACUACACAGACGAUAGAAAGGCUGCUGUCGGAUAAUAAGCUAAUGUAACGUUAUAACGUUACUUCUUGUUAAACUACCUUGUCUUUUGAUAAGCGUUAGACUGACACACCCACCGCCAUCAUCUACAUGCAUCCAGCGGUCUAAUGUUACAUAGAAUACAGACAGUUAGUGAUGUAGUGUACCGGGUGUGGUAAAUUAAGGACCCAGAAGCAGUACGACGGACACACGGAAUAGUUGAAACGAGACUUUAUUCCAGGCUGAACACACACAGGCAAACAUGUACAUGCACACGUGUAGAAAUCCACUCGGUGGAACGAGAAGGCAGACAGAAACCAGAGCAAGGGUAUAGUAGUCGGGGACAGAGCUGAGUCGUUUACCGGGGCAGAGGCAAGGCGGAGAAGUCCAAACAGACAGGGUCGGCAACGGGAAACCGGUCGGAGGGUAAACGCGGGAAAGUCUGGCAUAAUGCAGAGAAGGAUCUGGCAGUGAGUGUGUGUGGGACUGGGGUCUAAACAGUGGGUGCAGCACAGUGAGCAGGUGAGAGUGAUGAGCUGAUGAGGUGAGCGAGAGACAGACUGGAGAGAAGGGGCGGAGCUGUGACAUAGGAAAGCAAUGAGAACUCGAUCAACUUCUCCUCCAAUUCAUUUGCACAUCGACGAUGCCACACCGGUCCAUGUGCACGUGAAGAGCCAGAGGACGAGUCCUGCCAGGACGCCUCAGGGGAAGAACAAGGUCGACAAAGGAAACCUCCAUCCCACAGCCAAGGUCAAAACACGGUUGCCAUGGAUACCACCGGGGAAGGCCUCUGUACGGGACGCUUCAUACAAGUGGGAGGGGCCAACACACUGCCUUGAGAUCACACAACCGCUCCCUGAACCAGGACCUGAACACUCCCAGUCUGUGCUGCGAUUAGCUGACCUCACAUCAGAAGAAGAAGAAGGGCUGCACCAACGAAUCAGCCAGUAUGAGAGGAAGAUUGACAGCUUACUGACUGAAGUCAGCUCUCUGAAGAACGAGGUGGAACUGCGGAAGCAGGAGCAGCUGCUGGAGCGCCGGUCGGAGCAGCUGAGUGUCUCCCAGCGGGUGAUCGCUGAGCGGGAGAAAGAGCUGGCUGAGGUGACCAAGGAGCUGGAAGAGACAGAGCGGGAGAACACGCGCUUACGCCAAUCCAUGGAGAAGAUGCUGGAGGAGAAGGACCACAACAGACAAGACGAGGACAGCAUGCAGCAAGACAAAGAUGCUCUGCACAGGAAGCUGGUGAAGGCUGAGGUGGAUGGGACAGCAGCUGCCAAGCAAGUCUCAGCCCUGCGACAGUCUGUUUCCAAACUGUGUGGUGCUGCUGGCAGUAGGCUGUCUGGCUCUGACUCUUUAGUCUUGGCUCGUCAGAAGGAGCUGUUGCUACAGAAACUGGAGACAUUUGAGGCGACAAACAGAACUCUGCGGCACCUCCUCAGAGAGCAGCACGGGUCCCAGAUGGAGUCAAUCCGAGUGUCAGAGCAGAAGGAUACAUUACUCCAGAACCUGGCAGACACAGAGGCAGAGAAUGCUCAUCUUGUGGUGAAACUUCAAGAGAAGGACAGAGAGGUUCAUCAACUCUCCAAACGUAUAGCUACUGAGAAGGACAAUGCAAAGAGCACAGCUGAUUUGUCCAAGAGUCUGGAGUCAACAAGAGCUCAUUUACAAGGACAGCUGCGGAGCAAAGAGGCUGAGAACAACCGGCUUACUGUGCAAAUAAAGAACCUGGAGCGAGCAGCCAACCAGCAGAAGGCGGAGAUGGAGCGUCUGAAGGAGCAGCUGGUGAGGCUGAGGCAGCAGGCCGGUGCAGACCGAGAUGCUCUAAAACGAGCCACGCGAGCCCAGAAACAGCGCGCUGAGCGCAGCGAGGACACUGCAGGCCAGUUGAGCGUCCAGCUGCUGGACAUGGAGAAGCAGGUUUCCGAUGCACUGUCAGCAGCUGAGACCUGGCAAAGUCACCAUGCCCAAGAGGUGAAGGACAAGAGCAAACUGGAGAUUGAACUGUCACUGCUGAACAGCCGUAUAGCAGAAGUGACGGAGCAGCUGCAGACUACAGUGGAUAAAGGCCGAGCGGAGAGAGAGGCCCUGCUGGAUCACUUGCAUGGACUGACCACAGAGAGCACUGCUGCCAAGCUGGAGAAGCACUCCCUCAAGGCUACAUCGUCUGCAGUGGAGGACAAGCUGGCCUUGUCUCAGUCAGAGCUUCAGCAGGUCAAAGCCUCAAUCCAGCAAUAUGAAAGCCUGCUGGACAGCUAUAAGAUCCAGGUUGGAAAAACACGGGCCGAAGCAGAUGAGUAUCGUGCUCGGCUGGCUCAGGCGGAGCAGGAGGCCCAGGCGGUGCGCAGGGAGCUGGAGCAGGAAGUAGAGGAGGUGCGCAGCGAGCUGCUGGGGCGGCUGGCAGCCUUAGAGCCUCUUCCUGAAGCCUUACAGCGUUCUGAACUCCAGCUGCAGGAGGCACAGGACAGGGAGCACAGCCAGGAGAGACGCAGCAUGGAGCUCAGCACAACCCUGACUGAUCUCCGAAUGAAGGUGGAGACCCAGUGCAGUCAAGUAGAGCUUCUCAGAGAGAAGAACCAGGUGCUGCUGGAGGAGAAUCGACAGCUUCAGCAGCGAGUGGAGACUUUGGAAAGAAAGCUGGGUGAGGCUGGCAAUCAGAACACCGACCUUCUGGUGGUCGUCACCAAACGGGAAGACACCAUCCACAGCAAUCAGCUCCGCCUGGAAGAAAGAACAAGGGAAUGUUCUCUGCUGAGCCGAAAGCUGGAGGAGGCUCUGGGGGAUGCUCACCAACAGAUGUCAGAGACCAGAGGACUUGCUGCCACCAAAGAACGCUCCACCCAGUACAAGAUACUGGACCUAGAGGCUCAACUCAGCAGGACUACGUCAGAAAUCAGUCAACUGCGACGCAGCAAAGAGGAGGUGGAGCGGCGGUACCAGAGCCGACUACAGGAUGUGAAGGAUCGUCUGGAGCAGUCCGACAGCACCAACCGAAGUCUGCAGAACUACGUCCAGUUCCUCAAAGCCUCCUACGCCAAUGUGUUUGGGGACUUGGCCCCCGACAGCUCACUGCGUGCCCCCUCACCCAUCUGACAACCCGUCUGUCAGCUGUGUAUUAUAAGCACUCAUUCCACAAUAGUACGGUGGUCUGAGCCUGUUACUUUUCAUUUUGCUAACAAGAGCUGGCGGCUGUAAAGAUGUCAUGCUUGGUCAGUGUGGUUGCUUGUUUCAUACCAUUUUGAACCAGUUAGGUGAACAGUAUUGUCUGCUAGUAGUAACCCUAACCCUCAAAAACACUGUGACAGACAGCAGUUCAUGCUGCUUACACCCCUUUUCACCAGUCACAUGUAAACUGUACUCAUAGGGCCUUUACAUUGUUUUUAAGACAAGGCAUUUGUUAAAGAUCAUGAAGGUUGAUUGUCACCACCAACAUCUUUCACUUUACUCAUGCUUAUUUUACCAGAUGCUUUAAUCCACUAAAUGCAUUUCUAACACCUUGUAAUACUUUUAACAAUCCUUUUAGAAAACUACAGAAGUAGAUGAGGGCUUAACAACUUACCAGGUAUAAAGCAAAUUGUUCCAUUGACAUGUUGAUUGGCUGGGUGAUUUAGGGUGUACAAUGCUAAAUGUGCAAGCGUAGUGAACUGUGUGCCGUUUGUAUUUCACUUCAAAUUUUGAUCCUUAAAAAUGGACCUUGUGUCGGCUAUGCCCAUCUGGGUAUUUGUGAUGUAUGAACUCAUUUGGCUGCUUUACUUCCAGCCUGACUGGAUACCUGUAGGGACGCUGUAACAAAACCUGAUUUCUUUACUAUGUGAAGGGAGACACAAGUUACACCUGAUGUCUUUGUCCAUAUGUUUGGGAUACUCAGGCCAUGCUGUGAACAACAGAGCCAGAAAUACAAGGCAGGCACAGGUGGUUUAACAUUGUGUUUACCCUGAUGACAUGCUAGAGGUUUGAUGGUUCACACAAAGUGCACCUGUAAGCUGCAGCCCUUCAUCUAACCGGCACGCUACCAUUACUGUACCACCCAUUGUUAUGUUUGAAACUGCAGUCAGGCACUAAUCUGACCAACGUACAAAUAGAGCCCUACAGUGUUUACUACACUGAUGUGCAAAGAGGAACACACGCUGGUGAGGUUUAAAUGGAAAGCAGUGUUUGGUCUUGAAGAUAUUUGGUAGAAAUAGUUUUUCUUGUUUUUCUUAUAUCUUCUAUGAGUUUAUCGUUUGUUCUUUGAUCUUCGAGACCAAACACCAACACCAAAUAUUGUCACCAAUAUUUUCAGUUGUUUUGAUGGCUCUUUGGAGCUUUUUCAGAUGGAAUGUUUUCUUCAGAAAUGUAUGAUUGGAUAUCAAAGUCAGUUAGUAUUUUACAUGCCAAAAACAAUAAGAAUUGCUCGUCUUCAUCAAGCCUUCACAGUCUCUUUUAUUUCCAUACUCAGCUAGUCAUGAAGGUAAUAUGUCUAUUACCAGAGUUAACAGCCUAUGUACUGUAUUUGUACUGCUAUUUAUUCAAAGUAUUGAUUUGUGUGCUGGUUUACAUGUAAACAAUUCUGUAGCCAAGCCACCCAUGACACAUGACGUGGCACAAUAUGUGCUUUAAUGUAUCUGAGCUCUUUGAUUGAAUGGAGCUGAAGACAUUGGUGCUAUCGCUGUUUGUUGGCUGGUACGAGACAGUGUGUGUCAAAACAACUGUUGGGUUUACAGUUUCACAUACUACAUUAUUGGAAUACUUGUUUCCUGUCCAUAGAGUGUAUUCAAUGACUCAAUAAUUUAUAUCCACUCUGGGUAAUAAAACAACUAAAUGU
This is a messenger RNA of Anarrhichthys ocellatus (wolf-eel), 4917 nucleotides long. RefSeq names its product outer dense fiber of sperm tails 2a (gene odf2a). The record is from RefSeq and is a predicted model, not a curated record. NCBI's taxonomy places the organism in Eukaryota, Metazoa, Chordata, Actinopteri, Perciformes, Anarhichadidae. Gene Ontology annotation, biological process: regulation of cilium assembly. The coding region runs from base 714 to 3206 and encodes 830 amino acids. Gene Ontology annotation, cellular component: centrosome. The transcript is spliced from 19 exons.